Drosophila hydei is the source of this 552-nucleotide messenger RNA. RefSeq names its product E3 ubiquitin-protein ligase RNF128. Gene Ontology annotation, molecular function: ubiquitin protein ligase activity. NCBI's taxonomy places the organism in Eukaryota, Metazoa, Arthropoda, Insecta, Diptera, Drosophilidae. The transcript has 2 exons. The record is from RefSeq and is a predicted model, not a curated record. The coding region runs from base 93 to 548 and encodes 151 amino acids.
CAGCGGGUGGGCAGCUGGAAGCUGAUAAGCCAACUGCAACUGGCUUCUAGGCAAUGUUGCUGCUGUGCUCUAGGCAGUAAGUCAUUACUAGAAUGAGUGCCAGCAGCAGCAACAGCAGCAGCAGCAGUCGCAGGAGCAGCAAUGUCAGCUGUACGAUUUGUUCGGAGCGGUAUAAAGCGGCAGAUAAAAUCUAUGGCGGCAGCUGUGGACAUGUGUUCCACUGGCAGUGCCUGCAGCGCUGGUGGGAGGAAUCAAACAGUUGCCCCGUUUGUCGCAGCAGUGGCCAGGAGUUCUUUCAGCUUUAUUUAAGCUUUGAGGACUCGGAACAGAGCCAUAGUCAAAUCCAAAGCCGAAGCCAAAAUCAAAGCCAAAGCCAGAAUUCGGGAGCGGGACAAAGGAAUGCUCAAGAUGACUUAACCCAAGACUUUCAAAAUCUACUUUAUGAAUCGGAUUUGUUCCGUGAGGAGAUCGAAUUUUUGAACACACAAAUUUCGUUUUUAAUGGUCAAAUUGGCGCUAAGUAGUGAUAGUAACAGUGACUCAGAAUAAACAA